Zingiber officinale is the source of this 779-nucleotide messenger RNA. RefSeq lists its product as uncharacterized. NCBI's taxonomy places the organism in Eukaryota, Viridiplantae, Streptophyta, Magnoliopsida, Zingiberales, Zingiberaceae. The coding region runs from base 1 to 642 and encodes 213 amino acids. Gene Ontology annotation, molecular function: hexosyltransferase activity. The record is from RefSeq and is a predicted model, not a curated record. The transcript is spliced from 2 exons. Gene Ontology annotation, cellular component: Golgi membrane.
AUGAUUAAUCCAUUCAAUCAUGGCCGGUCGAUCGCCGGCGCCGCUUCCCCUUUACCUCCUAAUUCCCUGCUUUGCCUCGCGGCGCUCGCCGCCUUCUUCACCAUCCUUCGCCUCAAUCGCAGCCCUGCCGCCGUCGUCCCCGACGAGAUAGGCGCCGACCUCUACGAGCGCCGCCACUACCUGCGCCUCGUCUACGGCACUCAGCAUAGCACCUUCGCCGCCGUCGACGUCAAGUUCGUCUUCUGCAAGCUCACCAAGGUGGAGCAGCGCUUCCUGGUGGCCCUCGAGGCCCUCCGCUUCGGCGACAUCAUCGUCCUCAACUGCACCGAGAACAUGAGCGCCGGCGAGACCUACUCCUUCCUCUCGGCGCUGCCGGCCGCCCUGGCGCCUCGCCGCUACGACUACGUGAUGAAGACCGACGACGACUCGCUCGUGCUGGUGGAAGCGCUUGCCACGGCGCUGCGGCCGCUGCCGCGGCGUGACCUCUACUACGGCCUGCGGCGCCGACAGAGCGGACCUCUUCUCCGGCGCCUACAUGUCCAACAUGGGGUUCCUGCUGUCGUGGGACGUGGUAGAGUGGAUCGUGACGUCGGAGUUGCCCGCGGGGGACAGGGUGGGCCCGGAGGACAAGGUGGUGGGUAGGUGGCUGGCGAAGGAGAAGAAAGGAAGGAACAGAGUCUCGUCGCUGGCGAUGUACCCUCCAAGCUCUACUACGUCGAUCGGCCGUGAAACUUAACGGUGUGCUGCCUCCGCCGUUAAUUAGCGAUCUAAAAAACGUA